UUUUGCAGGUGUAUCAGAAUCUUCUGUUUCCAUUACUCCUCCUGUUUACAACCCUUUAAAUACUACCCCUUCUACUUCCAACACUCCAACCACUACUUCCAGCAUUUUUACCAUUGCUGCUCCUACUUCUGACCCUCAAACCACUACUACAACCACUACUACACCUACUUUUGACCUUUUUACCACGACUCCCCCUACUUCCGAUCCUCCAACCACUACUUCUUCUUUCAGUUUUUUUACUACAACCACUACUUCUCCUACUUCCAACUUUUUUACCAGAGUUCCUCCUACUUUUGACCUUUUCACCACAACUCCUCCUACUUCCGACCCUCCAACCACUACUUCUCCCUCUUUCAGUUUUUUUACCACAACCACUACUUCUCCUACUUCCAACUUUUUUACCACAGUUCCUCCUACUUUUGAUGGCCUUUUUACCACGUCUCCCCCUACUCCCGACCCUCCAACCACUACUUCUACUUCCAGCUCUUUUACCACAACAGACCUUUCUACCAAUACUUCUCCGGAUUUCAACUCUGAUACCACUACUAGUCAGCUGACUUCCAGUACUCCUACCACUACCAUGCUAGAUGUUAUUACUUCCAUUUCUAAUGUACCUAGCACUAUUUUACAAUCUCCUAUAUUUACUACCCCUAGUUUUACUACUGUAAAUGUUCCUACCACAAGUUCCAUCCCAUCCGUUGUUCCUACAACCACAUCUUCCCCACCCGAUAUUUUGACCUCUAUUUUUACCACUACCACCAGUUCUCCUAUUACUGCAACUACUUACGAGAAUUUUACAGGAUCUUCAUCAACAUCCCUUCCCAUCGUGGUCAGCGGUACCGACCAGCUGGUCAUCUCAUGGACACCAGCACCGGGAAACGUUGACUAUUAUAUUGUUUUUCUUGGAAAUGUAUCUCAACGAGUAAAUUCUCCCACAGCGACUUUCUCAGCAUUGCUACCAGGGACGGGAUACAACGUCACUGUACAGGCGGUUAGUGGGAACCUCACCAGAACAAUCGCCAUCAAGAUGGUGGCCACAUAUCCUACCCCACCGGGAAAUAUAAGCCAUCGGUUUAAUGGAACAGACACAGUCACCCUUGUCUGGGAUAACCCAGUGAAUAUGAGCAAUGCAAAAAAGUCCUUCAAUAUUACCGUGGCUAGGAAUGGUCUGUACAGAUCCGGGUCUUCAAUAUAUACAUCGGAGGCAACGAAUGUCACUGUCAGUGGCCUGUCACCUGGGAACUAUAACUUCACCAUUGUUACGGUGGGUGCCCUCCAAUACACAAGUACUCCCAAGACUGUUACUCUACAACUACCCAAUACUCCCUCCCCUGAUGAUAACCAUGUAGGUGUCAUUGUUGGGGCCGUGGUUGGAAGUGUCGGGGGUGUUAUUGUCAUCGGCCUUUUGGGAUUUUUAAUUUGGAAGAUUGUAAGGAAAAGAGAAUGGUCUCUGGAUAAAAGGCAGAGGCAUACUGCUAAGGCUGAACAAUUUGCAGAAAUGUUUAAAAUGAAAGAAAGGGACACCCAAGGCUUCGGCACGGAGUUUUCAGCUUUGCAGUGCGUUGGAGCUCUACAGUCCCGAUCUAUAUCUACACAUCCAAAAAAUGCCACCAAGAACCAUCCAGAGGCUGUUUUUCCAUAUGAUAAUUCGCUUGUCAAACUGUCAAAAGAUGGAAAUUCUUCCAAUGGUUACAUCAACGCUAGUUAUAUUCCUGGACAGAAAUUUAAGAAGGAGUUCAUUGCUGCGCAGAGUCCUUUACGGGAAACAGUCAACGACUUCUGGAAAAUGAUUUGGGAGCAGAAUGUGACCACCGUCAUCAUGUUCUCUAGCUGUGAAGAAGAUGCACCGGCAUCUAGUGAAGUGUAUUGGCCUUCGACAGAAUCCAGACUUUUUGGCAAUGUGCUGGUAACUUAUGUUAAAGAAAGGCCCUCCCUUGACGGGAUUGUCAGAGAAUUCACGCUUACGCAUGUGAAGAAAAAAGGCAGUUUUCAGGUGAAGCAGUUCCAGUACACCUCCUGGCCGGUGAAUAGUGACUUGUGUGAACAAGAACUCCUUAUAAACUUUGUGACUCACGUGGUGCAGCAUAGAGAGCAACAGCCUAAUAAAUACCCCACCUUGGUGCACUGCAGAACUGGAGGCAGCCGAUGCGGAAUUUUCAUCGCUCUCAGUCGCAUUGUUACUCAGUUAGAGAUGGAUAAUUCUGUAGAUGUGUACAAUACAGUUAAUGACUUAUUGCUGUGUCGGCCGUCCAUGAUACAGACUAAGGAGGAGUAUUUAUUCCUGCACUGCUGUACACUGGAUAUCAUCAGAGCGAGAGACCAGAGACACAGCGACACGGGAUACGCCGAACCAGGUGCAAAUAACAUCUAUCAUAACGAAUCAGAUGAUCAUAAAUAUGAAACGGUUCUCAAACGUUACAACUCCAGAGCCAGUGAUAAUGAAACUUUAUACGAUUCUCCGAUUGACGUCUGACUUGGUAUCCCAAUUGGGAAAAGAAGGAGUCACCGGUGUGGCAAAUGAAAGGCAAAAACUUGACAGCCGCAAGGACCCGUUAUGAUAUAAUAAUAUAUUUAUUACGUUUGUUUCCCUUUCUAAUUGUUGCUGGUUGGAUGAAAAUGCAUUUUGCAUGAGGUUUUUAGCACUUU
Molecule: messenger RNA, 2646 nt
Organism: Rana temporaria (common frog)
Lineage: Eukaryota; Metazoa; Chordata; Amphibia; Anura; Ranidae
Product: receptor-type tyrosine-protein phosphatase beta-like
Exons: 13
Coding region: 581-2473 (630 amino acids)
Biological process (GO): negative regulation of MAP kinase activity; protein dephosphorylation
Molecular function (GO): protein tyrosine phosphatase activity; protein binding
Source: RefSeq, a predicted model, not a curated record